GCUGUGCUUAUUGGUUUCGCUGCUUUGCUUGGCGAAAAUGUCUACAAUUUCGGAGAAUUGCUUGCUCACCCAAUCUUGAAAGCUCUCGAAGGCUCCGGCGAAAAGUGGCUCUCAGAGGUUUUGUACGCCUUCAACUGUGGUGAUCUCAACAAGUUUUACUCACUCGAGAAAUACUGGUCUGAAUGGGAUGAUUUGAAGCGUAAAAAAGAUUUUUUGGUUGGAAAAAUCCGGUUGCUAGCUAUUAUGGAGCUUGCUCUUGCACGACCAUCAAAAGAACGCCGGAUCUCUUUCAAAGAGAUAGCUACCAAAUGCCAAGUGCCUGACAAUGAGGUUGAGUUCUUAGUCAUGAAGGCCCUCAGCAAGGAUUUGGUGAGAGGGGCUAUAGAUCAGGUGAACCAGUCGGUCCUCAUUACCUGGGUGCAACCUCGGGUACUCAAUACCAGUCAGGUGCUAUCAAUGGCCAAUCGCAUCGCUGCAUGGAGCAAAGACGUGAUUGCUAUGGAAAAUAUCGUUAGUGAGAACGCCCGUGAGAUCUUGACGAAAUCUUAG
Molecule: messenger RNA, 549 nt
Organism: Cylicostephanus goldi
Lineage: Eukaryota; Metazoa; Nematoda; Chromadorea; Rhabditida; Strongylidae
Source: the annotation of a GenBank genome assembly